Molecule: messenger RNA, 2248 nt
Organism: Pocillopora damicornis (cauliflower coral)
Lineage: Eukaryota; Metazoa; Cnidaria; Anthozoa; Scleractinia; Pocilloporidae
Product: STAM-binding protein
Biological process (GO): protein K63-linked deubiquitination
Cellular component (GO): membrane; endosome
Molecular function (GO): metal-dependent deubiquitinase activity; K63-linked deubiquitinase activity; protein binding
Source: RefSeq, a predicted model, not a curated record
CAAAACAUCAAGAUGGCGGACGAGCGCAAUCCAGCCGAGAGAGUGCGGAGACUUGUCCAAUACGCUGGGCAAGUUGAGGUUGAUAAUAGCAUAGCACCUAAGAAAUACUUCAGAUCUGGUGUAGAAAUGGAGCGAAUGGCAAGGAUAUAUCAUGAUGAAGGAAAUCUGGAAAGUGCAUUUAUUUUGUAUUCAAAAUUCAUCACAUUGUUUGUGGAAAAACUUCCUUCACAUCCAGAAUAUGCCAAGGCAGCGCCAGGAGACAAAGCAACAAAUAAGAAGAGCCUCAGAAGAGUAUUUGGUGAAGCUGAGGAAUUAAAAGGAAUUUUAAAGGGAAAGUAUCAGAAGGAAUAUGAACAGUUAAUGGUUGAAGAGGCUAGAAAGAAAGAAGAGGAAGAAACCAAAAGAAAAGAGUUUGAGAAAAGGGAAGCUGAAGAAAAAGCACGAAAAGCACUGGCAGCCCAGCAAAUAGCAACACAGCAUAACAACACAUCAAGGCCUCAUACAGAGACCCCAAGUGUUACUCCAAGUGCACCACCACUGAUUGAGGAUUACCUUGCCCCGCCCACCUCCUAUCAGGAGUCAUCUGGCAGUCCAAAUUCAAUAGUGGGUAAUAAUCAGCGUGAACAUGGCACCCCCAGUGACAAAAAUCAAACACAUAGCACAAUGCCAUCACCACCUAGCUACUCAUCACUCUUCUCUGUACAAACACCAAGUGUCCCAACAAUUGACAGGUCCACCAAACCAGUCAUGUCUGCAGAUGCGUCGUCAAGUGGUCUCAGAAAAAUGCAUGUUCCAGCGGAACUCAUCAGUCAGUUCCUACGUCUGGCAUCUAACAAUACAAGGAAAAACCUUGAAACCUGUGGCAUUCUAGCAGGCCGACUUCAAAGCAACAUGUUCUGCAUUACUCAUUUGUUGAUCCCCAAGCAAACCUCAACAUCAGAUUCCUGCACAACUCUGAAUGAGGAGGAUCUGUUUGAUUAUCAAGAUUCUCACAAUCUAAUUACAUUGGGUUGGAUACAUACACACCCAUCACAGACAAGCUUCAUGUCCAGUGUUGAUCUUCACACCCAUUGCAGUUAUCAGCUUAUGAUGCCAGAAGCAAUUGCUAUUGUGUGUGCUCCGAAGUUUGAUGAGACUGGUGUGUUUUCUCUCACCCCAGAUUAUGGUCUUCAAUUUAUUUUGAAUUGUAAAAAGCCAGGAUUUCACCCACAUCCCAAAGAGCCUCCUCUAUACGAGGAGAGUUCACAUAUAUUAUGGGACAAGGUUGCAAGAGUGGAUGUUGUUGACUUAAGAUUUAAAAAAUAGAAAGAUAUCAGCUUAAACUUGCCACUGAAACUAUAAUUUUCAAUUGCCAAACAAACUGUCAAAAUGUAACAAAGUAUAAAGGUAACAUAGUGGAAGAGAAAAUUUCAGUUUAGAACACAAACCAGUAGUUAACCACUAUGAGCAAAGUGGAGGUGGCUAAUGGUGGUUUAUACAGUGAGGUAGUUCCUGUUUACUAGCCACCAAUACUGAGGGAAUAGUUGUUUUAGUGUUUAUUAAAACAGUGAUAUAGUAUGGCACAAAAAGGCGAUUUUCACUCCCUUAGUACUGCUGCAAUUACAAUAUUUUUGGGUGCAAGUCUCUGGUGAGUUGCUUAGAGUUGAGUAGUAACGGAUAUUCAGAGUUUGAGUGGCCAAUUACAGCAUGCCUUCAAGGUUAUCUACUGUUUUAGUAUACUACAUAACAUCUUUAUCAAAUGCAGUACUUCCAUAUUUUAUUUCAGCAUUGUACAAUGAAAUGAUGCUUAAAGAACAAGGGGGAGAUUAACAUUAAAAUGAGACUUAUUACAUAGGUUAUCACACCAUUUCUAUGCUUAACUAUGAAUGAACACACUCAAACAAAGAAACUGAUUUCAUCAAUACUUUUAAUAGUUUUCAAAUUCUUAUUUGCACUUGAAUGCUAACACUUAUAAAUCUGUUUAAACUACUUCUAAACUUGUUUCAAAGUGCACAAUGAACUUAUUUUAUUACUAUAACUUUCAAUAAAUAGUAAUGUAAAAAUUGGAAAUUGUGUCUGCAAAAAGUGUCAAGGUCCUUUAAGUAAACAUUUUGACCUGAAUGUAUUUAAAGUUCACACUGAGUUAGGAAAAAUUAAUAACCUUUAAGGUUUUAGUAAAUCAAUUUGAUGUAUGUACAUUCAUGUAUCAAUUAUAUAAUUAUUAAUUCAAUUGAAAUAAAUAAAUUCUUAGGCAUGGUAGCCCACAGAA